This is a messenger RNA of Saxophila tyrrhenica, 861 nucleotides long. RefSeq lists its product as uncharacterized. NCBI's taxonomy places the organism in Eukaryota, Fungi, Ascomycota, Dothideomycetes, Mycosphaerellales, Extremaceae. The record is from RefSeq and is a predicted model, not a curated record. The coding region runs from base 1 to 861 and encodes 286 amino acids. The transcript has 5 exons. Gene Ontology annotation, molecular function: hydrolase activity.
AUGCGAUCCAAAAAGACACAAGAAGUCGAAAAGACCUCCGAGUUCAACAAUGCUGUCAAGCCUGAUCCCGUCAUUGCCAAACCACCAGGCGACUGCUGUCUCGAAGGCACAAUUCACGAUGGAGAGCCCAGAGGUAUCACAACGACUAUAGCUGACGUCGAGACGUAUAUCGUGGAGCCGCCUAAGGAGAAAGCGAACGGCAACAUCUUGCUUUACUUCCCGGACGUCUUUGGCUUCUUCACCAAUGGCUUCUUGAUCAUGGAUGGGUUUGCCGAUGCUGGGUAUCUGACGCUUGGGUUGGACUACUUUCGAGGAGAUCCUGUGUGGAAACAUCGGAAGCAUCGUAAGGACACCACCACAGAGCCAAACUUCGAUUAUGAAGCGUGGAAGGCGAAGCAUAUGGCAUUUUCGAAGGAUGCCGUUCCCGCUUGGGUGAAAGCCGUGAAGGAGAAGUAUGGUAAGCCUGGGAUCAAGUUCGCUUGUGUUGGAUACUGCUAUGGCGCCCCGUAUGUCUGCGACGAGCUGUCGAGCAGCGGUAUAUGUUCAGCUGGCGCUUUCGCACACCCGGCGUUCCUCAAUGAGUCGCACUUCUUCAACCUGAAGAACCCAUUGUUCCUCUCCUGCUCCGAGAUCGAUCACACGUUCCCGAACGAGUUCCGGAAUAGGGCUGUCGACAUCAUGCAAUCAGGGAAGAAGCAAUUCCAGGUCCAGUUGUUCUCGGGCGUGGAGCAUGGUUUCGCGCUUCGGGGAGAUCCCAAUGAUCCGUACGAGCGCUACACCAAGGAGCAGAGCUUGAAAGGUAUUGCAGAGUGGUUUGACUUCUGGCUGUCCCAGGAUCCAUCGGAGAAUGCCAAACUAUGA